UCGCGGACACACACACACACACACACACACCAGUUCUAUAGUGAUUCCGCUCACUUCAGUGUGUAAUGGAGUAAAACACAGCUCUGUUUCUCUCUCGUUUUUCUAUACGACCUCCUCCAACUACCAUGACUUCUUCUCCGAGGUGGAAUUAAAGUGUUCCAGAGGAUCUACAUGCGAUACCUGCCUCAUGUCGGGGACGGAUCUAAAACGAGCGCUGGAUCCGGAGGAUGAGGACGGACCCGAUCUCCAGCCCAAGAUGGCGGCCAUAUGGGCGGAGUCCUCCACGGUGUACUCGUGGCAGAGGCAGACGGUCCUUCAGCUGUCGCUUCAGAAACUGUGCCACGUUCCCACUCUGGGCCGCCGAGUCCUAAUCACCAACACGCUCCGCCUCAUCCAGGAGGAGAUCGGCCACCAGGGGGCGCUGCGGCCGACCCCUGUGCCUGAGGACCGCCAGAGACUUUCCCAGCAUCAUGUAGUGGAGGUCAGUUUGACCCCGGCGUGGGUUCUAGAGCAGGACGACAAGCCGGAUUUCUGUCCUAAAAACACCUUCGCGCCGACGCUUCCGCAAACUGAUGACGCAAGCGCCGAGACGCCAACACAGAGCCUUGAUUCUCACCUCCAGCCCACCUCGAGCCAAACCCCCUCACCCAUUACCCCCUCACCCGUUACCCCCGCGGCGCUCCUCCCGGACCUCUCACUCGAUGAUUUCCUCUUCUCGGACCUCGACAACUUUCUGUGCGAGUUUAACCCUUGCACCUUGAGCCUCAGUCCCACGCCAGCCUCACAGUCGAAGGUCGUGUCCAUGGUGACGGAUGACUUUGUCAGGACCUUAACGAACCAGCCUUUCAAAACGGACAUGAAUGAACUGGAGCACAUUAUGGAGGUGCUGGUCGGAUCGUAAGGCCAAAAAAAUGUUUUUUUUAAAUGCCCAUAAUUAUUUACGCAACGAUUAAAAUUCUUUUAAAAAGAAUUGUUCGGAAUACGUCAGGGGUUAUAAGUCAGCUUAUAUUAAACGUGUACUUAAAAAAAAAAAAAAAAAA
Silurus meridionalis is the source of this 1040-nucleotide messenger RNA. It is a transcript of the gene sertad2a, whose product is annotated as SERTA domain containing 2a. Gene Ontology annotation, cellular component: nucleus. Bases 188 to 901 code for a protein of 237 amino acids. Gene Ontology annotation, molecular function: transcription regulator activity. The record is from RefSeq and is a predicted model, not a curated record. NCBI's taxonomy places the organism in Eukaryota, Metazoa, Chordata, Actinopteri, Siluriformes, Siluridae. The transcript is spliced from 2 exons.